Neohortaea acidophila is the source of this 2078-nucleotide messenger RNA. RefSeq names its product thiamine diphosphate-binding protein. The record is from RefSeq and is a predicted model, not a curated record. Lineage: Eukaryota; Fungi; Ascomycota; Dothideomycetes; Mycosphaerellales; Teratosphaeriaceae. Gene Ontology annotation, molecular function: thiamine pyrophosphate binding; magnesium ion binding; catalytic activity. Gene Ontology annotation, biological process: fatty acid alpha-oxidation. Gene Ontology annotation, cellular component: peroxisome. The transcript is spliced from 4 exons. Bases 56 to 1834 code for a protein of 592 amino acids.
AUUGUACUUAUCAUCGACACUCGUGUUGCAAAACUGACAGUCGCACGCCGCAAGCAUGGUUUACGGAGCCAAGUUGAUCGCGCAGUCGCUGCACGACCUCGGGGUCCAGGUGAUCUUCGGGUUGCCGGGCCUUCCGGUCAUUGAUAUCGCCCAGGAGGCCAUGAACUUGGGCAUUCGCUUCAUCAGCUUCCGCAACGAGCAGGCCGCUGUGUAUGCCGCCACGGGCUAUGGCUACCUCACCGGCAGACCUGGCAUAUGCCUUUCCGUUGGCGGUCCCGGCAUGCUCCAUAUCAUGGCUGGUAUCCCACACGCCAUGGCAAAUGCCUGGCCUUUAUUGGUGCUGUCCGGUGCAAGUGAGACGCACAAUGCCAACAAAGGUGCAUUCCAGGAAGUGGACGCUAUCCCGAUGAUCACGCCCAUUUCAAAGCUGGCGCUGCGACCUCCAUAUGCACACAUGGUCCCGGACUUCAUUCGAGAUGCGUACAGGAUAGCCAUGUUUGGGCGUCCGGGUCCUACCUAUAUCGACCUUCCUGCAGACAUCAUCUUGGGCCAUUUUGAAGUCCCGAGAAAGAAGUUGGCCCCACUGACCGAGACUCCGCGAUCCACCGCCCCCGCCAACAAGAUCCGAGACAUUGCACAAGCCAUCAAGUCGGGGAAAGCGCCACUCGUGGUGCUCGGAAAAGGCGCAUCCUACUCCCAGUCGGAGAAGCAGAUUCGAGCCUUGAUCGAUCAAACCGGCCUGCCGUUUGUCCCCUCGCCAAUGGCAAAGGGCGUCGUUCCCGACUCCAGCCCCAACAACUACUCCGCGGCGCGCUCAACGGCACUGAAUGAGGCUGAUGUCGUUCUCGUGCUCGGUGGAAGACUGAACUGGGUCCUCUCCUUUGGCCUGCCUCCAAAGUGGAGAGCAGAUGCCACGAUCAUCCAGGUCGACCUCUGCGCGGAAGAGAUUGGCAAGAAUGGCGGGCACCCAACACUCAGCGUCGUUGGGGACAUUGGUCUGGUUGUCGAAGCACUUACGUCCCAACUGAAGGGCUGGCAGUGGCAGGGUAAAUCAACUCCUUUCUACAAAACACUCCAGGCCGCGAAGUCGAAGAACGAGGCCAAGGCCGCGAAGAAGGCGGCAGGAGACAAAGUCCCAAUGUCCUACGAGCGGGCAUUCAACGUCAUCAAAGAGACCCUGGACCGUCUUUCCAAUCCCGACGACGGCAACAUUGUGUAUUGUUCCGAAGGCGCCAAUGCCAUGGACAUCUCUCGGUCGAUCUUCACCAUGGAACAUCCUCGUAUUCGGAUGGACGCAGGCACGUACGCUACCAUGGGUGUUGGACUGGGAUAUGCCAUCGCAGCCUUUGCCGCGUACAACUUCACCAAUCCCGAGGGAGUAGCAGGUAAAAAGGAGCGGAAGAAGAUCAUUGCCAUUGAAGGCGACAGUGCCUUUGGCCUGUCAGGCAUGGAAGUGGAGACGAUGGCUCGAUACCAGAUGGACAUCAUCGUGUUUGUCAUCAACAACAGCGGUCUGUACCGCGGAGACUCCGAUACCCGUGAAGGGUGGUCGGAGCGACAGAAGGUGUCCGUGGAAGGACGCACGGGCGAGAGCCCGGGGCUCAGUGCCACGUCUCUUGGCUACGAGACGGCGUAUGAGAAGGUGGCGGAUAUGGCUGGUGGGAUUGGAUAUGUCACUCGCACAAGCGACGAGCUUAAGAAGGCGACGGAGGAGGGCUUCAAGGCCAAAGUCCCGGUGGUCAUUAAUGUGCUUGUUGAUCCGCAAGCUGAUUUGGUCAUGGACUUUUCCUGGCUCGACAUGGCACCUCCCGAUCAGAAGAAGUCCAAGUUGUGAGAGGCACGUGAGAGUGCAUCCGCCUGGAUAGGGAACGAGUGACACCAGGCAUUGCGAAAGAUGAAUUGGCCGUGAUCGUGAAGAUCACGAAUCUCGACGCACAGUGGACUGCAACUCAGGUGUGAGCUUGCGAUCAAAUAGAUCUCUAGUGCAACUCCGUAGUGAUUAGCACGCAAUGAAAGAAAGCCUUGCUGCGAGUACCUAGUCACGCAUCAUAGUACCUUUCUCGUUGCAUUCCGCAAGG